GGUCCAAAGAAGGAACAGUGGUGAAUCGAAGACAGAGUCACGGGCGACCAAGGCUUAUUGAUGCAUGUGGGGAGUGAAGGAUGGCCCAUGCAGUCUGAUCCAAAAGACUGUUGCUUAAAUUGCUGAAGAAGUUAAUGCUGGCUGUGUGGAUGUAACGCGCGUGGCGCGAAGCGCGCGAGCACAAGUUAUGAAGUAAUAAGCGCGAGGAGCUGAAGCGCCAACGGUCGCCUGAUGCUAGUUUUUGCCUGUCUCUGUGGACAACCAUAAGCAAAACGACAAGAUGACAUCAACACUCCAUGGGCAGAAGGUGUGCCACUCACAGACACAGACAGAUGCCCUGAAGCCACUUCUUGGAGGGACAGGAUGUGAAAUUGAAUCACGACUCCGUCGGCGCUUAAUGUCCAAAGAUGGACGGAGCAACGUGCGAGUGGAGCACGUGAGCGGGCAGCACGCCCUAUACCUACGUGAUCCAUGGACGACCUGUGUGGACAUGCAGUGGAGAUACAAGUUGCUUGUGUUCAGUGCAACCUUUGUGGGCACCUGGUUCGCUUUUGGCCUGUUGUGGUAUCUGUUGGCUCUGGUGCAUGGAGACCUAUUGGAGUUUGAUCCUCCGGCCAACCACACAUUGUGUGUGAUGCAGAUGCAGACUCUAACAGGAGCAUUCCUGUUCUCCCUCGAGACACAGACGACCAUUGGCUAUGGUUUUCGCUGUAUCACAGAAGAGUGUCCAUCUGGCAUUGUACUUCUUGUUAUCCAGCUUCUGAUUACCACCGGCAUGGAGAUCUUCAUCACAGGAACCUUCCUCGCCAAGGUCGCUCGGCCCAAGAAACGUGGAGAAACAGUGCGUUUCAGCCAGCAAGCUGUAAUAGCCAAUCACCAUGGGCAGCCAUGUCUUAUGAUCCGGGUGGCCAACAUGCGCAAGAGCCUCCUUUUGGGCUGUCAGGUAACUGGGAAGCUGCUCCAGCGUUGUGCACCUAAAGAGGGCGAGACAGUGCGCCUAGACCAGAAGAAUGUCCCAUUCAGCGUGGACACAGCCAGCGAGAGCCCCUUCCUCAUCCUCCCACUCACCUUCUACCACACUAUCGACAAUGACAGUCCCCUCCGAGAGUGGGCUGCCAAGGGUGUUGGAUGGACCGAGCCUGAGCUGGCUGAUUUUGAGCUCUUGGUGAUGAUGAGCUCCACAGUGGAGCCAACAUCUGCCAUGUGCCAGGUGCGCACAUCCUACCUGCCUGAAGAGAUUCUGUGGGGCUAUGAGUUCCCACCCAUCGUCUCUCUGUCUCCAUUGGGGAAAUACGUUGCUGAUCUUGCUUACUUUGACAAAGUUAUCAGGGCCAAGACCCCACCCAUUUUCAGAGAGUCCUCACCCACCAGCCAGCAGAAUUACCACAGUAAUGAAGAAGGAGGAGAUCCAGAGAAGAUACAGCUGGAACUGAGUUAUAGAGAAGCAGGCCAGGAUAGGGCAAGGGGGAGAGAUGGGAGUCCAUCAGGAGUUAGAAUAAGCAAUGUGUAACACAUUAUAGCACACACACACACACACAGAGUGGAAAAUACCAUGCUUAGACCUAAGUAACAAAAAGCCAUGAUCCUAGUGUAGAAAGUGUAAAGGAGUAACAGUGAAGUCUUGUUAAACUACUCAUACAACUGGGACUUGAUAGAUAUUUUAUCAUGUAGACUCUGUGUACAUAAUCAUUAUUUAACUUUACAAUACAGACAAUAUCUCCCUCUAGUGGCCACACUUAGUGCCACUAGUAAAGAUGCAAUGUAACGUUUUAUCUAAACGUUUGUAAUUUGUCUGAUCACUGCAGAGUAUAUAAAUAACAAUAAUGAUGACCAGCCCAAAAAACAACUUAGAUAGAUCCAGAUCAUGACGGAGACUGAAAUGUUACUGUGAGCAAGAGGUUUUGAAUUGAACACGUUCAGUCAUGUGGGGUAUUUUGUUUUGUGUUGUCUUUUAAUUGUAAUGAACUGUCACUUAAUCAGGAGUCAUUAUGGUGCUGAAUGCUGAGAGUACACACAUAACACAGUAAAUGAAUAGAGUAAAGGUCUAUUACAUUGUGAAUCAUUUCAUUAAUACAGCAAUAAGGUGAAAUACAUCACAUGUUUGCACACAAACUUCAAUAGUCAUCGUACCUCAUCACCCUUCCUGUUCUUCUUUGGGAACGAAAGCUAUCCUGUUAAAGAUUCCUGAACAAACCACAGUACAAUAUAAUAACAGAAUUUAAUAUCAACAAAUUAUUCUUUAGCAUUUUGAGUUUAUUCCUUGUAUCGCUAGGAUAUCAUUUAAUCACUUUGUACAUAAGCCAAGCUCCCUAAGUCAUUUCAUGUGAUAUGUCAAUAUUUCUUAACCACAAGCCAAUAGAGAAUUGUAAUACUAUACCAAACUUGUUAGUUCAAUGCAAAAGCUUUUAUUGCUGGAUUUAAUCUAAAUGAAAAUUAAGUUCAAAUUCCCAAGAGGUCAAAAAGGGAUAGAUAGAAAGUCAUGAGUUCCUCUUUUUGCAACACUCCUCCGUUUAUUUGUCUGCGAAUUUAUUUAGAGAAGGAGAAGUGCAUGGGGUGAAAAACGGGUUUGUCUGCUUCUAGGAACUACACUUUAACUGAAAAUUAUUUUCCUUUCACUUUUUUUUUAAUAUAUAGAUCUAUAAACGGCAGUAGUAGCUGAAGGGUUAUGGUUCUUCGGAUGGGGGGAAAUAUGGAAGCGUUUAGACACACAAGGGCCAAAGUGUAAGUGGUGCAACAUCAAGCAGCCACAUUUAAACAGUAUUUGAAAUGUGGUUGAAAAUAAAAAUGCAAUAAAAUCAAGUGCUGAAUUUCAAUACCUAAAAUGGCCCGGUUGUAAACAUGCAGUCUUUUUUAAAAAACUGAAUGUCCUGGAAGCCAGAUUUGCAUGAAUUCAGUAUACUCUGUAUGCUUACUGCAUACAGCUGCAUUAUAAAGAUCCAGUGCUGAUGUGUGACUCGGCAUAUAACAGAAUAACAAUAGUAUCAUUCAUUGUGGUGUACAAUAAUUCCAUCAUGAUUCCUGGUUAUAUCAAGAAUAUAAUCUGCAUAUGAAAAUCUGUGAUGCUGUCAAGAGCCUUUAUGCAAAAAAGGCAAGCUGUAACGUGAAAAAAGGUGAAACAAUUAUGUCUAUAAUUUUUGUAUUAAGGUAAACAUGUCAUGUCAUGUCAUUCAUUCAUUCAUUCAUUCAUUCAUUCAUUCAUUCAUUCAUUCAUUCAUUCAUUCAGAAGUUACUUUAUCCUGGUUAGAGACACAGUGGUGCACAAUUUCUUUAUUUUUUUACUUGUAUUUAAAUUUGUAUUUUCUCUACAGGAAAGCUAUGAAUGUCAUCAAAGUACAAAAAGAGUUUUUGUCCACCCCCCCCCAAAAAAAAAAAUCAGAUAAUCAGAGAAAAUGAAAAUGUUCGCAGUGUCAUUGGAUAUAGAGCUCUUAAACCCAAAGACAUGUGGAUUUGAUUCAGAGAAUAUGACUUAGUUGAGAUGUUUGGGAACACCUUGCCUUUUCUGAAGUGCAAGAAACGUGGAGAGGUGGAAGGACGGAGAGAGAAAGAGAGAGAGAGAGAGAGAGAGAGAGAGAGAGAGCGAGAGAGAGAGCGAGAGAUCCUGGUACAGCACCAUGGUGGUCAUGGUACAGCAUCUCUGAAAAAUAUGUAUAUAUUUUUCUGAGCAUGAGUUUAGUUGAUUUUUCAGCAGAAAGUCCAAAUUCUUAGGCUAAAAAAAAAUCUAAUAAGCUUUAGUCUUAACACCGCGUGAGCAAAUCAGGGUCAUCAGCUUUCAGCUUUUGAUCCAGUUACAGAUAAAGAUUCAGAAAAGAUUCAGUGUUCUUGUAUGAAUGAUGAAAAAAAUAUUACAUUAGUGAAUUUACAUUAGUGAGUUAGAAAAUGUAGAGAUCGUGUUAUUUAAAAUAAUAAUAAUAAUAAUAAUAAUAAUAAUAAUAAGAAGAAGAAGAAGAAGAAGAUGCCCACCUCCUUUCCAAAUAGUCAAACAUAGUCCCAUUUCACCUUUUGACUCAUAAUAUACAACUUGGCCUCUAAGAAACAAAAAAUGAAAGCAAAUAGCUGUAGAUCUCACUGCACUGAGGAUGAGAUGAGCUCUCUGCGCAUGCGCUGUUCAUUGUGGUCGCUGGAUCUUCAAUAAAACCCGCUUCUAACUGA
Molecule: messenger RNA, 4149 nt
Organism: Hemibagrus wyckioides
Lineage: Eukaryota; Metazoa; Chordata; Actinopteri; Siluriformes; Bagridae
Product: ATP-sensitive inward rectifier potassium channel 10
Exons: 7
Coding region: 281-1510 (409 amino acids)
Biological process (GO): potassium ion import across plasma membrane; regulation of monoatomic ion transmembrane transport
Cellular component (GO): plasma membrane
Molecular function (GO): inward rectifier potassium channel activity
Source: RefSeq, a predicted model, not a curated record